AAAGGGGCGGGGCGGCUGGGUCUGCUAUAUAAAGGCGGGCCUUCCCAGCCAGCCUUUCUUUUUGGUGUUCGCUCUUUCCUGACUCACCGCUGUUCCGUGGGCCUUGCGCGGAAUAAGUCGGUCAGGAGAGCUUGGAGGAAGCGGCGGCGAAGGCCAUGGCAUUUAAAGAUACUGGGAAAGCCCCUGUGGAACAGGAGGUAGCAAUUCAUCGAAUCAGAAUCACCUUGACAAGUCGUAAUGUGAAGUCUCUAGAAAAGGUCUGUGCAGAUCUGAUCAGAGGUGCUAAGGAGAAGAACUUAAAAGUGAAAGGACCAGUUCGCAUGCCCACCAAGACUCUGCGAAUCACUACAAGGAAAACACCAUGUGGUGAAGGUUCCAAAACCUGGGAUCGUUUCCAGAUGCGUAUUCACAAGCGUCUCAUUGAUUUGCACAGUCCUUCAGAGAUAGUUAAGCAGAUCACUUCUAUCAGUAUUGAGCCUGGUGUAGAAGUUGAAGUUACUAUUGCCGAUGCUUAAAUGAUUUCCAUCUGCUUCAAUAAAAAUUGAGAAUAACUUUUUACCUUUA
Sceloporus undulatus (fence lizard) is the source of this 564-nucleotide messenger RNA. It is a transcript of the gene RPS20, whose product is annotated as ribosomal protein S20. NCBI's taxonomy places the organism in Eukaryota, Metazoa, Chordata, Lepidosauria, Squamata, Phrynosomatidae. Bases 156 to 515 code for a protein of 119 amino acids. The transcript is spliced from 4 exons. Gene Ontology annotation, molecular function: structural constituent of ribosome; RNA binding. Gene Ontology annotation, cellular component: cytosolic small ribosomal subunit; ribosome. Gene Ontology annotation, biological process: translation. The record is from RefSeq and is a predicted model, not a curated record.